GGCAAGGAAUGGAUUCCCAUCUCUUGCACUUUGGGCUACCUUGUCCCUUCCUUAUCCACUGAAGUGCGUCUAUAAAGUUCGUUCCACCAUUUUUGCAUCUCAAGAAUCAAACACAGAGCACGCUUGUGCUUCCAAUGGAGAAAUGUGUGGAUGGGGGCGACGAUUCGGCGAGGGCCGUCGGCAUGUGUGACCGAUUCCUGACGUUCCUGGCCAAGAACCUGUCGAUUAACAGGCAGAAGAACAUCGCCCAGGGGCCAAGAAAUGACGGCGAUCAUAAGAGCCAUGCAGAGGAUGAAGAGGACGAGUUUGCGGUGAAGAUCGAGAAGGCCGACUGCAAGUUCAACCGCGAGGAGGAAGAGCACAGGAGCCUCCCUGCAACCAUCCUAGAAGGGGGGAGUGCUGAUGCGAGAACAAGUGAUCAGCAUAAGGAGGCUGUGGCGGAAGCUAGUCGCAAGGUGGCGGCGACGGAAGCGAGCUUGGCGGCGGCGACGGAAACGAGCUCGGCGGCGGCGCCGGCAGUACAGGGGAAGAAGGUGAGGAAGUCGGUGACCAUAAAGGAGGAGCCCGCCGGCGACAAGGAGAAGGCGAAGAAGUCGCUGUCGAAGAAGCGGCAAGCGUCGUCAGUAAGCGGCGCUGGCGUUGAGGAGCCGGUCCCGAGGCCACCGCUGAGGUGGGGACUCCGGCCGAGGAUGCCGUCGGCGAACCUGAGGGUGCCGUCCAACAUCAAUGAGAAGUCAUCAAACUUCAUCGAGGCGCGCAGGAAGGGCUUCGGCGCCGGCGGAAAGCCGGAGAAAUGAGCUGCAGCUCCCACCAUGGCGUCAUUAUGUAUAAUAGUGUGUGCCUGUGUGUAUGUGUCCGAAGUACUGUAUUAAUGAUGAUCAGAAGAAUUUGUAACAAGUUUGUCAGAUUCACGGCAA
Molecule: messenger RNA, 917 nt
Organism: Lolium rigidum
Lineage: Eukaryota; Viridiplantae; Streptophyta; Magnoliopsida; Poales; Poaceae
Exons: 2
Coding region: 135-797 (220 amino acids)
Source: RefSeq, a predicted model, not a curated record